This is a messenger RNA of Paramecium tetraurelia, 1116 nucleotides long. RefSeq lists its product as uncharacterized. The transcript has 4 exons. NCBI's taxonomy places the organism in Eukaryota, Ciliophora, Oligohymenophorea, Peniculida, Parameciidae. The record is from RefSeq and is a predicted model, not a curated record.
UUAUUGAAAAUAUUUAUAUCAUAAUGGAAUACAGAAGACUAGGAUCAACAGGACUCAAAGUGUCUGCCAUCGGAUUUGGAAAUUGGUUAAAUGCAGACGACAACGAAACUUUGGAGAGGAAUAUCAAAAUUAUAUAGAAGGCUUGGGAGUUGGGAAUCAACUUUUUUGAUACAGCAGAAGGAUAUGGAAAAGGAAAAGCGGAAAUACAAUUAGGGAAUGCUCUCAAGACACUCAAUGUUUAAAGACAAGAUUACGUAGUCAGCACAAAGAUAUACUUUGGAACAGCCUAAGACGAUUUUCCAAAUUCCAGAUUUCUUUCAAGAAAACAUAUCAUUGAAGGUCUCAGAAAUUCACUCAAGAGAUUGGACUUAGAAUAUGUUGACAUUGUCUUUGCACAUAGGUAUGAUCCACAAACUCCUUUGGAAGAAGUUUGUAGAGCCUUUGAUUGGGUAGUUAGACAUGGUUGGGCUCAUUAUUGGGGAACAAGUGAAUGGACAGCUCAAUAAAUUUUAGAAGCAAUCGGUAUUUGCGAUAGAUUGAAACUAAUCAAACCUGUUGCAGAACAACCGCAAUACAACAUGUUGGUUAGAGAUAAGUUUGAAUGGGGCUAUAAUAAUGUUUUUGCUUAAGGUUAUGGAUCUACCAUUUGGUCACCAUUAUAUUAAGGAAUUUUGACAGGAAAAUAUAACGAUGAUCUUUUUGCAGAUGGUAGAUUUAAAAAUACAGAUAAUCCUUACUUGAAAGGUUUUUAUGAGAGAACAUUAGGAAAUCCUGAAUAUGCCGCUAAAGUUUAGUCAUAAUUAAAAAAAUUAGGUGAGUUAGCCAAAGAACUGAAUAUUUCAUAAGCCUAAUUAUCGUUGGCUUGGGCUUUAAAAAAUAAGGAUGUUAGCACUGCCCUAACAUCAGCUUCUAGAGUUGAGUAAUUAGAGGAAACCAUUAAGUCAAUAUAAGCUAUAAAAUUGAUCACACCUGAGGUUGAAGCAAAAAUAGAAGCUAUACUUUAAAAUAAACCUGAAACAUAAGUUAACUUUAAGCUUCUAAAACCAUUCCCAACUAGAAGGGAUUUGCACGUAUGAUUUAAACAAUAAAAUCAAUAUUAAUAUAUAUUUGAUCCUC